AUGCCAGAACUUUAUGAUACUGUUAUAUCAUUUAAACAACUUUCUAGCGAUUUUCUUAAAAUUUUAGAUCAGGAAGAAACUUUUGAUGUGAUAAUUCAUGUUGGAGACGAGAUCUCUAGUGAAUCAUUUAAAGCACACUCGAUCAUAUUACGAACUAGUUAUAUAUAUGGAGCAUAUUUGAAAAUCGAAAAGCUUGGGGUAACGGAAAAAUUACAAUUGUUAAAAGCAGCUGAUAUAUUAAUGAUGGAUGCUUUUGUGGAUUAUUUAGAAGCUGAUUUAAUCAAGACAGUAAAAUCAUGGGUAAAUGAGAAAACUAGUGAAGUAUUAUAUGUAGCAUUACAAAUAUCACGGUGUAAAGAAUUAGUAUCAUUAUGUAAUGAUGCAAUUCUACGUCAACCAAAAACUUUCGUAAGCUCUAAAGAAUUUUUAUUCAUGCCACACGAUUAUGUGGUCAGUCUGCUGGAACGAGACAUAUUAGGAUUGGAUGAAAUAGACAUUUUUGCUGCAAUAAUUAUGUGGGGUAUUAAUAAUACACCUGGCAUUUCACUCGUUGACGAUUUUUCAACUUGGACUGCUGAUAAUAUAACCACUUUACAAUCUAAU
This is a messenger RNA of Scutellospora calospora, 603 nucleotides long. The record is from the annotation of a GenBank genome assembly. NCBI's taxonomy places the organism in Eukaryota, Fungi, Glomeromycota, Glomeromycetes, Diversisporales, Gigasporaceae.